Molecule: messenger RNA, 1290 nt
Organism: Haliotis rufescens (red abalone)
Lineage: Eukaryota; Metazoa; Mollusca; Gastropoda; Lepetellida; Haliotidae
Product: vacuolar protein sorting-associated protein 37B-like
Exons: 5
Coding region: 91-783 (230 amino acids)
Biological process (GO): protein targeting to vacuole; protein targeting to membrane; ubiquitin-dependent protein catabolic process via the multivesicular body sorting pathway
Cellular component (GO): ESCRT I complex
Source: RefSeq, a predicted model, not a curated record
AUCCCAACCGGAAGUAAACUCAGUCCAUCAACAGAGUCGAGGGAUUUAUGUUCUUACUGUCAUGUCUGUGUGAAGGUGAUCUGCAGCACCAUGUACAACGCCUACUCCUCCCAGUCUCCAGCACAGCCCAGUCAAGCUGAAGAACAGGCUCUGGCCCUGCUGCAACACCUGGACAAAGAUGAACUGGAGAGAUUACUUGAAGAUUCAGCAAAGUUGGAUGACCUUGUGAAAGAUGCAUCUCAGCCCUCUGUGAACGACAAGGAUACACUGUUGACCAGCAACAAGAGUCUGGCCGAGUUCAACCUGUCCCUGCAGCCCCGACUGGAUGAGCUCAAACGACUGGUUGCCACGGGUUACGAGGAAAUAAACACGAAGAAGACGACCCUUGGCAAGGACAAGGCACAACUAGACAUGUUGGUGGGGGAGCAGUCCCUUGACACGAUGUUGGCGCUGUUGCAGACUGAGGCUGCCAAAUCUGAGGAAGAGUCUGAGAAAAUGGCCGAUGAUUUCUGUGACAACAAGAUCUCAGUGGAGGACUUCGUAAACCAGUACAUCAGCCAGAGAACAGUAGCACACACACAGAGAGUCAAAGUGGAUAAAAUGACCGAACUUUUGCGCAACAUGCAUGCUGAGAACCACCCCACACUUCACAGACAACAAAACGCAUCUAUGCGUGAUUCCUGGCAUGGUUCCCACCAAGCAGGUGGCGCUGGUACCGUUCCGGCACCGUACCCCACUAACGGCUCUUUUAGGAUGCCACAACCUGGGUACUAUAACCGUUGACGUCGUUUCCGAUCUGGUGGGGAAAUAUUUGUGUUGAUCAGUGCGUGAUGGCAAGACUCUCUGAGACACUCAGAAAUUACAAGAAUUGUGGAAUUUGUUCAGACCUCCAUGCACACAUGCUGUAAGUGUAACCAUGGUUAUAUUAAACUAACAUUGAUGCUUUGGUUGCAGGUGUUAAACAGACUGGUAACAUGAAAGAAAAUUGAAAUUAACCAUAUGCAUCGUUACUUGAUCCAGCUUCAGGUGAUAUUAAGCCAUUGAACCAGAAAUGCAUGGAACUUUCAUAUUCUUACUUUGUUUGUGUGAGGGGUUAGCUACUUAUUUUGCUGGUUCUUUAGGAAACAUUAUAAUUGUGCCAUUUCAACAUGUUCAGCACACUGCACAAUACAAGACCUACAUCGUAGUCAAGCCUCAUUACACAAUAGGGCUAAAAAAAUAAUAGUCUUGGUUCUCAGGCACUGCGGCAUCAUCAUAAAGUUUGAAUUUCGUUUUAAUUUCCAUUUUUUU